GCAAGCAGAAUUGGGAUUCCGUUUUUGAUUGUUUAUUGUUGAAUUAGAAACUAUACGGAAACCAUGUCUUUUCUCCAUAAACUAUCCAGAUUUACAACACAAGUAAAAGUCCACGCACUCAACAGGCAGCUGACCGUAUCAACGCGAGUUCGGAGCAUUACAAACAAUGAAGCUACCGAUGAGCCGGAAAGUGCAAGCAAAGGUGGUUUUGCACGUGCAUUUGAGAAAUAUACAGCUCCUCCACAGCCAGAAGAGGCGCCCGUGGAUAAUCAAACUUUUGCAUCGCUUCUGCGCACCUCCAAGUUCAUAGAUCUGGGCAGCGCAGAUGGCAAGGUUGUGUCUGGUAAAAUCUUUCAUGUUGUCGGUGAUGAUCUUUACAUAGAUUUUGGCUGGAAGUUCCACUGUGUGUGCACGCGUCCAGCACGCAAUGGAAGCGACUACGUAAGAGGUGCCCGCGUUCGUUUGCGUGUCAAAGACUUGGAGCUGUCCACUAGAUUUCUGGGAUCAUCUAAAGACUUAACCAUCCUGGAGGCAGAUUGCCAGCUUUUAGGUCUAAUAUCAACACCUACACGUCAAAAUGCACCAAAAGGAACAGGAGCGGCAACAACGGGAGUAACAGGAGCUAUUAAAAUGGAAAAUUUAUUCUAAACCAGUUCAGAGUGCAAUAUUUACAGAAAUUAAUUGUAUCAGGUGCCGUCAGUUAUAAAUUGAAAAACUUCGUAA
This is a messenger RNA of Scaptodrosophila lebanonensis, 723 nucleotides long. RefSeq names its product 28S ribosomal protein S28, mitochondrial (gene mRpS28). The transcript has 3 exons. The record is from RefSeq and is a predicted model, not a curated record. Gene Ontology annotation, cellular component: mitochondrial small ribosomal subunit. The coding region runs from base 64 to 648 and encodes 194 amino acids. NCBI's taxonomy places the organism in Eukaryota, Metazoa, Arthropoda, Insecta, Diptera, Drosophilidae.